Auxenochlorella protothecoides is the source of this 378-nucleotide messenger RNA. RefSeq lists its product as hypothetical. The coding region runs from base 1 to 378 and encodes 125 amino acids. NCBI's taxonomy places the organism in Eukaryota, Viridiplantae, Chlorophyta, Trebouxiophyceae, Chlorellales, Chlorellaceae. The record is from RefSeq and is a predicted model, not a curated record. The transcript has a single exon.
AUGCGCUGGCGGAGGUCGCACUGGGCCUGCCUGGGCUCCUGCACCGCGCUGUGCACGGAGGGCCUGCCCCCGGACGCCACGGCCCCCGGCGUCGCCCAGGCCUGGCUGGACACGGGCACGCUGGCCGAGGCGGCUGCCAGGCUGGCGCCGGGGGACGCCGACGUCGCCUCCGCCGCGGCGGAGCUGCGUGGGACCCAGCGCGAGCGCCUGCUUGCGGCGCUGGCGCGCGGCGACGGGGAGGGCGACGCCGCCCUCCGGCGCUGGGCGCUGGGCGGGAAGGGCGGGGACGUGGCGGAGGGCGUGGAGCGGCGGAUACAUACGCUGCUCGUGCAGCCGGGGGGGCCCUGCGCCCGCAUGCUGGCGUGCCUCGGGUCUUGA